Messenger RNA from Cephus cinctus (wheat stem sawfly), 3187 nucleotides. Its product is annotated as zinc finger protein 845. Bases 374 to 2551 code for a protein of 725 amino acids. Gene Ontology annotation, cellular component: nucleus. NCBI's taxonomy places the organism in Eukaryota, Metazoa, Arthropoda, Insecta, Hymenoptera, Cephidae. The transcript is spliced from 9 exons. Gene Ontology annotation, biological process: regulation of gene expression. The record is from RefSeq and is a predicted model, not a curated record.
GAAAUUCGUGUUGAUUAAUAGUUUCACUAUCACGUGAUUCAAAAUGGCUGUAUUUCACAUAUAACUUGUGUCAAAUUCUGGCAUUACUGUCGGUUUUUCAUAUCCAUGAAGAUUUUUGAAAAAUUCUUCGAUUUGGAUUAAAAUACUGAUCUUACUAAAAUGGUUUUAUGUAAUGGCUACUUUUAUAUAAACCAUCAGCUGUUAGGAAAGAAUUUGAUGCAUCUAAGAUCUCAUCAAAAUGUAUUCUUAAAGAACACAUUAAAGCUGCCUACCUUUUUUAUGAUUCUUUCUCAAAAUUAUGCAUUAUGAUCCUUUAUAUGCCUAAGUAAGGAUCUUGAAUAGAUUCAUGUAUUGAAAGGAUUCAUGUAGAAUUAUGAAUGGACAAACAAAUACAAGCAAUUCUUCUUAUCAGAGCUAUGAAAUAAAUGGUACCCAGAUUAUCUUACAGACUCUAUCAGAUUCAAUGGAUACUUUAGUAAAAGUAGCAACCUGUGAUGAGGAUCAAGCUGGUGUUAACUAUGACGAGGAAGCAACACAAGUUGAGCAUGAGGAAGAAUCGAUCCCUCUAGUUUAUUUAGAUGGCCAAGUGUAUGCACUUAGGAAUGGUGAACUUCAAGAACUCGAUCUCAAUCACAUUGUAGAUCGAAAUGAUUUUCAAGACGACUCAAUAAUAAUAUCAAGAGAUGUGCAUAAUAAUGAUGAUUCAGAAUGUGCAGUCAUUACAGAGUACAUAUCUGAGGAUAAUGUUCCAAUUGAAAAUGCAGAGAUCAGUCAUGAAGAAGAAUUCAUAUCUGAGGAUAAUAUUCCAAUUGAAAAUACAGAGAUCAGUCAUGAAGAAAAAUACGAAGUUGUAUUAGACAGAAAUGAAAAAUUGAUUGUUGGAAAGGAGAGUCUGAAUGCGAAUGAUUUUGUCGAGGUUGUCACAGCUUUCAAGUGUAAAAUCUGCCCUUACACAACGCAAGACAGAACGCAGUUAUUGGAACAUCUUGAAAGUGUACACGUUAAUCCACUAACAGAAUCACAGAAAAAGAAGGAGGAAGAAGAGCUCAAAUCUGGAAAUGAUGUUAAGCUGGUUUAUAUGUGUGGAGAAUGCUCCAAUUGUUUCCCAACAAUUGAAGAUUGUCGACAACAUAUGAUAAAUGAUCAUCAGCUUACGGAUCGUGGAACUGAUAAAAACAUUAAAGAAAAUCGAGCGCAUCGUGUCGAACAGUCAGAAUCAUUUGUAUCAUCUUCAAAUGAUCUCGCCGAUAGCGAUGAAUCGAAACAACCACAACCAAAAGUACAGAAAGAAUCACAUAAUGGCUACGUAAUUGAUAAAAAAGCCGUAGAAGUAAAAGAUCGAAAUAUAAAAUGCAGCUUCCGGGGAUGUCCGUACAAGUUUAGCACAAAAGAGAAGAUGCAGCAGCACACUGUGUGCCAUGCGAAAUCGCAAAAUGCAAACUUAUACAAGUGCAAUCUCUGUCAAGGCAUAAACUUCGCUAAGUGGAGACCGUGUAGUCUUCACUUAUGGAAGAAACAUCAAAUCGAUAUUGAUCUUCUAUCCUGCAAGGUCUGCAACACCUACAAAAGUGCCACCAUGGUGAAGAUGCUGACACACUUGCGAGUGCACAGUGACAAUCGCGAAUACGAAUGUCCAGAAUGUGGAAAAUGUUUCAAACAGUCAAGUCAAUUGCGAAAUCAUCGCGUUAUGCAUAUGGAUCGUAAAACUAGCGAGACACAACGUUGGUAUACCUCGAAGACUUGUGAAAUUUGCGGAAAGACUUACGCAGAUUCCAAGUGCCUCAAGAAUCACAUACAGGCAGUACAUUCGAAGUUGCGUCCAUAUGUUUGCAACGUGUGUGGACACUCGAGCGCCCGUAAGGCUAUGUUGCAGAUGCACCUGCGACAACACACUGGUGACAAACCUUUCAACUGCGGGCUUUGCGAAUUUAAAACAGGAGAUCAUAAUUCACUUCGUCGACACAUUAUGAGACACACAGGCGUGAGACCAUACAAAUGUCCACACUGUCCUUAUUCGGCUAUACAGAGUAACAGUUAUAAGAAUCAUUUGCGAUCAAAGCAUCCGUUGCUCUCAGGAUCGUUCACGUGUGAUUUGUGUCAAUUCAAGACGGUUAAAAAAGAAAGUUAUAUGCAGCAUGUUAGCGAUCAUGAAAAAGGUCUAAUCAAAGUGCCCACACAGAAGAAAGAUGACGAGAACGUCGAGGUCUUCCCUGGAAAUAUAGCAGCUGCUCAGUUGAUCUACAGUUGCUUAGGUGCGUUUUCCAAGGUUGGAAAAACAAUAGAAGCGAAUCUAAUGUCUUCCUCGACUUCGGCCGACGGUACUUCGCAGACAAUUACAAUUCAGAUACCGUCCAAGGAUCUAGAGGGAUCCUUACCAACGAGCAAUGAAAAUCCGAAGAAUAAUGCGUUGAUCGAGCAGGAGGAUGAGGAGACGAUGCAUUGUUUUCUAAAGAUUCCACGAGAGGAAGAAGAAAACAUUGAUACCGGUGGUAUCACCAUACCAGCCGAAACUGAAGAUCCAACAGGAUUUAAUAUGAAUGUCAACAAUUGAAAAUUCUUAGUAAAUACCUUAGAUAUACAUAUAAAAAUGAUUAUAAUGAUGAAUGGAAACAUACACACUAGUCAAGGUGUUUAGAGAUUACGCCUGGAUUACUUUUGAUGCAGAAUUCAUGAUUUUUGUUUACUACAUUGACGCGAAUUGAGUAUCUCGUUUAAUUUUCUUUUGAUAUGUGGCUCCAACACUGUUGAUAUACGAAAGUUAUUCGGUAUUUGUUGUUUUUGGUGAAAGGUAUUGAAAAGUGGCUGUGCGUAACGCGAAAAAGAAUGCUGUGAAUUUAGAAUAUUUGUUUGUUGUAAUUCUAUUGAACGUGCGCGGUUAUCAGAAAGGAUCUUAUUAUAUUUUAAAACUAAAAAUAAUGAAGUAGAAAGAGAACAAAGUGAAAUAAAUGAAGAGAAUUCGUACUCGUCUGUUCAGCCAUAUACUGAGCAGGUAUGUGUGUAGAGCCGUAGCAUUUUUUCCCCUAUUUGUGUAAGAAACUAGUAUGUAAUUUUUUUUAACGCUUAGGAUACGUAGUCUUUUGUAUUGUCCUGCUGUAGUCAACAGCGAAUUUUGAUAGGUGGCAAGAAUCGUGUGAUAUUUCAGAUAAUAUAAAUACGCAUUAUUAAUUUAAUGCUAAUACAUUUUUAA